AUGAAUCUGAUAAUUCAGACACAAGUAUAUGACUCGGUUCAUAUAACUUAGUUUUAUGGAACUGAUCCAAAAGUUACGAUGUCUCUAGAGCUGAAGCUUUUACAGACAGCCAAUCCACCUGACUUCAUUUCUAAGAAACAAAGAUAGCUGCCUCUUCCAAAGCUGUACAAAAGAACUUGGCAUACUUAAUAUCUCAAAGUCCCUUCCAAAUAUAAUGCUUUGAUGUGGAUUCACAUCCUUGGACCCUACAUGAAUCUAACUUCUGGCUUCAUUAAACUUUCUCCAAAAUAAUAUAGUAAUAUGAAAUUUUUGACAAAGACUUUUUCUUAGAUUUAUUCUUUUUCAUUAGAUGAUAAUGAUAAAUAGAUGCACCAAAAAUCAGCUUAUAAGCAAAUCACUAAAAUCUUGGAAUUUUUAUUUUUUAAUAAGUUUGACUUUACAAUAAAUAUUAUAAAAUUUAAAUUUGCCAAAUUAAUUCUAGUAUAUUUUACCAAUUCGUCAUGUUAAUAUGGAAUCAAAUAGUUUAUAUUAUCUUUUGCAAAAAUUAAUUUAGUUUUAUUAAUCGAUUAUUUUUGA
Molecule: messenger RNA, 576 nt
Organism: Paramecium pentaurelia
Lineage: Eukaryota; Ciliophora; Oligohymenophorea; Peniculida; Parameciidae
Source: the annotation of a GenBank genome assembly